AUAGAGGGAUUUAAGAACGUAAACAUCCCGGACUAGAAAGACGUGAUUUUAUUAAUGAAAACAUGACUUCUCUAGUAAUAAUCAAAGAAGGCUUUUCUGAAUUUGAUCAAAAGUGUAAUAUCAUGCGUGCCAACUGUUCUUGCACUAUUGUUAGGUCUUCUGACGUUUGUAUCAUCGUGGAUCCAUUAACAGCAUGGGAUAAAGAUUAUAUACUCCAACAAUUGAAGGAACAGAACUUAAAUCCAGAUGAUAUAACUCAUGUUGUUUGUACACAUGGCCAUUCUGACCAUAUUGGAAAUUUAAAUCUAUUUCUAAAAGCCAUUCAUAUUGUCGGGCAAAGCAUAUCAUGUGGCACAGAUUAUUUCAUCCAUUCCUUUGACAAGACACCAUAUAAAAUUAACAGCAGCAUUCAGGUGAUUGCAACUCCUGGUCACACUCAUUCUGAUGUCAGUGUUGUUGUUUUAACAGAAACAUAUGGUACAGUGGUAAUAGCAGGUGAUUUGUUUGAAAGAAAGGAAGAUAUUCAAGAGCCAUCUUUAUGGAGAGAGAUAGCAGGAAGUGAAAAUCCCAAGCUCCAACUAAUAAAUAGACAGCGUAUUUUAGAUAUGGCAGAUUAUAUUAUUCCCGGCCACGGGCCAAUGUUUAAAGUCACUGCUGACUUGAAACAUGCUCAUUCCUCUUUGCUUCUUAAAGAAUCUUAAUAAAAUGAAAUUUCUUAAGUAUUAAUUAAUUGAUAUAUUUUAAAGAAAUUACACACACAGAUGCAAACAUUGAAAAUUCUUUUAAUACAACAGCAACUGUUAUUUGGUACAGUGAACAGUGA
This is a messenger RNA of Centruroides sculpturatus (bark scorpion), 823 nucleotides long. Its product is annotated as metallo-beta-lactamase domain-containing protein 1-like. The coding region runs from base 63 to 701 and encodes 212 amino acids. The record is from RefSeq and is a predicted model, not a curated record. NCBI's taxonomy places the organism in Eukaryota, Metazoa, Arthropoda, Arachnida, Scorpiones, Buthidae. The transcript has 4 exons.